AUGCAUAUCAGUAUCGUCAUGAACGCAGCACCUCGCUUGGAGAACGAAAGAGCCUGGACCUCGCUUCCCCUAUCCACAGUCAAUGCACUGGACAUUGGUAAACGAUCGAGAGCUGCAGCUAUUGGAUUGCUUUUCUACGAUCAUCUGGUCACCUUAGAUCUGGAGGUCAACCUUAUUUGGACACAAGCCAAGAACUGGCCGGCUUUCCUCCUCUUUGUGUUUAAUCGAUUUUUUGCAUUAACCUACCUUGUCUUCGAUUCAAUUCCGCUGACACCAUCCGGAGUUGUGUCUUCCAGAAUGUACAGAAACAAUCUUUACAAUUGGGAACUUGCUGAACGACUGAUAUGUAGAUGUGUGAUAUAUCUCAUGUGCGAUGACAUCGUCACUCUGCUGACAACCCUGACUGUCCAAGCCGUGUUACAACUUCGGGUGUAUGCACUGUAUGAACGCAGUCGCAAGAUACUUAUACUGCUAUUGACUCUAUGUGCUAUGGAAGUCGCAACGAUGGCUGUACUCGUAGCGAUCACUAUUAGCCGCCUUUCCCACCUGCCAGUUGUCUCGACUCCAACGGGGUGCUAUUACUCAGGCGUAUUGAGCUUCUCUGCCCUGUUUUGGAUACCGGGACUUAUCUAUGAACCUAUACUGUUUGCGCUUGUAGCAUAUAAGGCUUGGUCAUUCAAGAAACAGGGUCCUCAGAUACCUUUGAUAUCUCGAAUAGCGAGGGAUAGUUUGCUAUAUUUUGUAGCCGUUUUCGCCGAGUUACUGAUAGGCACUGUCAUCUGGGCUCGCUAUCCAACAUACAUUAAUGUCAUCAUGCCGUGGUCGGCUGCUUUGCCUUCUAUAUUAUGCAGUAGAUUGCUGCUGAAUAUGCGAGAAAUGGUCUAUGAUCAGGGAAAUCGGUCGUACAUCAUGGAAUCAUUCACUCAAGUACAGACAAUCCCCUUCGAAAACCCUGAUAUCACACUAGACUAUACUCCAGACGAGAUGGAGUUGUCUUCAUCUAGGCUCCCAAGGGCCACAUAGACCAAUCAUGAUGCUCUAACUGUCCUCCGGUGUGAUUAUGAAGUGUCGCCCACAGGGCGCUCCACUUUCAGCGAAGUAUAGCUCGCUCAGUCUUUCGCAAUCGCAUUGCAGAAUGUUCGGACUGCUCAAGGCCCAAAGUUUCGGCAGAGACUCAAAGGAACAUCAUUUAUUGAGCGUGUAACUACACCUUACGUUACGAAUGGAAAAAAUGCUCAGAGGCUAGGACGUCACAGAAGAUAUCGCAUAAUACAACAGAUGAUCAAGA
This is a messenger RNA of Somion occarium, 1288 nucleotides long. NCBI's taxonomy places the organism in Eukaryota, Fungi, Basidiomycota, Agaricomycetes, Polyporales, Cerrenaceae. The record is from the annotation of a GenBank genome assembly.